AUGGAUCUUGGUAUACUUAUAGACUCCAAACUGAUUUUCAACGAUUGUAUUUCUCAGGCUGCUAGAAAAGCAAAUAGAAAAAAUAAUUGGUUUGCUAAAACAUUACAUAAUUUCAAAAAUGCACCUAUAGCAGCUUUUUUGCUUAUUUGUGAAUCUGUGGUUAGGUCAGUUCUGGAGUAUGGAGUAAUUGUAUGGUACCCCUUUAGAAAAUACCAAAUUAAACGCUUAGAAAGGAUUUAG
This is a messenger RNA of Helobdella robusta, 240 nucleotides long. RefSeq lists its product as hypothetical. Bases 1 to 240 code for a protein of 79 amino acids. The transcript has 2 exons. Lineage: Eukaryota; Metazoa; Annelida; Clitellata; Rhynchobdellida; Glossiphoniidae. The record is from RefSeq and is a predicted model, not a curated record.